UCUUCACACUAAGCAUUAUUAUCUGUACCGGUACUUCCUGUGUCGCUCUCUUAUAUUGCGCUGCCUAAAGCCCCUACUUCAGCUGUAAUCUAUCGUUCUGAAGGGCUUUGUAGGGAUUCCAAGGGAAGUCAUACACGCUGCAACGGAGGUGCAAGGAUGCGGAAGCGAACCGUAGCCCUGUUUGGGAUGCUAAUCAUGAUUGUGAUAGGGGCGGUGACAUAUUUCCAGUUUCAUCAACACCAUCUUCUCUCAGUUGCUGGAGGGUCUAUGAGCAUGGAAACCAAGAAACACUUCUGGUCGCUCGGGAUUGACUGCCAGGAGAUCUACGAGAUGCAGGGAUACGAGUCUGCUGAAUCUAUCUUUAAGAUGUUUGGGCUCACGCAGCACCAGUUUUACCAGCUGAACCCUGGGAUUGGAAUGACAGCCAAGCAGGGCGACAUCCUUUGCGUCAAAGGGUUGUACGACGUGUCAACGCACGCCAUGAAUGCAUUCUGGCCGUUGGCUAUAGGGGGUGUGCUAGCUGUGUCGGGUUUAGGCGCUGCGCUGUAUGCGAAGUUGAAGUCGACAAGGUAAAUCCUUACGACCCUGCUUUGCAAGCGGCUAGGUCAUGGUGUAUUGGAGUUACUUGGCGCUGUUGGGGCUUAGCAGCGGCCCACUACAGUCUGCGCCUAACUUACUAUUCUGGUUAAAGCCACUGCACGUAUAUUCACAGUUGCAGGGAUAUGUGUAACUUGGAUGCUGUUGCACGGUGAUGCUUCACAGGUAUGGAUGCAUAAGACAUCAACGCUGUGAUGACCCGGGGGUCCUUCCGGAAAUAGGUACAACGCCGGAUUUUACUUGCUUGUUUUUUAUAAACCGUUUGUAGAGUAUGACAUUCAGCGGCAAUCUUAGUAAUGUGCGCCUUUAUUAUAUUAGCGCUAACUUAUAUACAGCUCACACACGCGCUGUUAGCAGUCAUGGGUAAGGGUGCUUGUAAACAAGUUUGAAUACACCCUACGUUUGUAUGACAGGGUCGUAGGGACUAGGCUGGCCAGGUAUUGCAUCGAGCCACCUCUGCACGGCAGUUUGACUUUGACCGGUGCGCUAACUCUGCGGCUUUUGCAACCAAUUAUACCUGCUGCAUCUAACAAUAGCAUGUAUAGCUGGUAGCUGCACGCGAACAUAAAACGCUGAGUUUGAAGCAAGCUGACACAAAGUGGACCCGCAAGCUUCUGUAACUUCCCUCUGCCAUUAUUUUCGCAACAUUCUUUUUGAGAGACAACAGAACUGUAAAUACAUUGUUCGCUCAAGUUAGGUGAGGACCUAGCAGCUAUAAUGGACGUCCACGAAUCCGAACUUCAAGGGCUGUACACCUGGGUGGAUGAAAUCCCACUUUCGCGGCCAAAGCGGAACAUUGCACGCGACUUUAGCGAUGGUGUCCUUAUGGCUGAAGUGGUCCACCAUUUCUUCCCAAAACUCGUGGAGCUGCACAAUUACAGCUCGGCGAAUGGGCUGCAGCAAAAAAUGUACAACUGGAACACCCUCAAUGCAAAGGUCUUCAAGCGGUUAGGCUUCGUGGUCACUAAGCAGGACUGCGAGGCUUGCUGCAACUGCAAGCCAGGAGCGGUUGAGCGUGUAUUAAAGCUGGUGAAAGUCAAGAUAACCAAGUACAAGGAGGAGAACGGGGACGCCAGCCCUGGACCGCUACCGCCAGCGAUGCAGGCGCAGGAGCCGGUACAGAUGUUCCAGCCCCAGCAGCAGCAUACAAUGGUGGGUGGCAAUCCGGCAGGGCAAGUACCGGCCAGCGUCAACGCGCCCAUGCCCAUGGGCGUGGUCGCCCCAAUGGCGAAGAUGAACGCUGUUAUUCCACCCGAGAUCCUUGCAGAAAAGGACACGGUCAUUGCGGAGCUACGAGAAACUAACCAGAUCCUGGAGACGAAGGUCCGCAAGCUGGAGCAGCUGGUGCGGCUGAAGGACGCCAAGAUACAGACGCUCAUGGCCAAGCUGCAAGCGGCAGGGCUGGCGUGAGCAGCGCGGACCCGGACCACAGGAAGGAUGAUUACGGGCUCACUACAGGCUUUCAGUAUGCCGUGUACCGAAACACCCAACGUGGAGGGCGUGUAGUGGGCCUUGGCGUGCAGGCGGGUGUGCACCUCCCCACACCGGGUAUACAUACGACAUGCAUUAUACGGGUUUUAGCGAAAACGGCUGCACGACGUAUUGGUGUGGGGCGAGCCGUGUUCAUUAUAUUCCAUGGCAGUGCUUCGGAGGAACGUAAUCUAUAGAGCGUCGUGCUUUGGUGUACAUAUGUGGACCCCCUGACAGCCCACCGGCGCGAAAGCGUUUGAUGGUUUAAUGACCUGCAUUAUAUGGUACCGCUGUGACCCACACGGUAUAGGAGGGGGUUGCCUUCAGGUCGGCGAAAACAGUGGGUGAUUUGGAUGGAAUAUUAUACAGGGAUAUCCUAAGGAAGAGAAGGUGGCAUUCCAGGCAAGGCUGUGUUAUUGGUGCUGUUUGAUGACUGUGAAAGGACUAUGCCGGGGAAACAUCCCUUCUUCCGUUGUGCCGCCUGCCUGACCCACGGUUCAUAAAGACAUAUUCAAAGGAUUUCCCCUCAGCUUUAUAACAUGUAGCUUAUAGUUUAACGUAAUGUUGUAGCAUUUAUGCGCUACCGGCUACAGGUGAUUCCUGUAUUGGUGCCUUCAAGGAGAGGGAGGGGAGCGCUGUUAGGGUGGUGCUAGUCUACUGAUUUGCAGUUGACUGAUUAGUUACCGUAGGCGCAGCCACGGUAUCUUUGCAUAAAUGCAGAGUAUCACAGCAGGGGCGCCCAAAGGUCUACAGCAAGACACUUAGGUUUCCUUCCUUAAGUCUCCCUAAACUGUUGUAGUAAGAGUUCGUGUAGUCCUUUAACAUUAGUUUCGACACUGUCGUUGGCCACCUUAUUUUGUCUAAAUUGCAGAAGAACGCGAGAAAGCCCACAAACGUACAGGUCCCGCUGACAUUUCAUGCUUUCGG
Messenger RNA from Astrephomene gubernaculifera, 2994 nucleotides. The record is from the annotation of a GenBank genome assembly. Lineage: Eukaryota; Viridiplantae; Chlorophyta; Chlorophyceae; Chlamydomonadales; Astrephomenaceae.